Rotaria sp. Silwood1 is the source of this 1041-nucleotide messenger RNA. Lineage: Eukaryota; Metazoa; Rotifera; Eurotatoria; Philodinida; Philodinidae. The record is from the annotation of a GenBank genome assembly.
AUGAUUUCAAAGCGUGUUAAUGAAACUAUUCAAACGGAUACGAGUGAUAGAUCACAGAAACUAGCUGGAUGGGCUGUCAGUGGUGAUCAACAUAAUCCGAGUGCAAAAAUUCUCUAUCUAACAGACGGUUUACUCAAAGAACGUCUAUUAUAUGAUAAAAAUUUUAUCACAAUUCAUACUCGAGUAGACAAGUCCAUUGUAUUCUUUGUGGACGAAGUGCAUGAACGCUCCUGCAAUAUUGAUCUUUGCUUGGCAUUACUAGCUCGACUAUUAAUUGAUAAGCCAGAUCUUAAAUCUAAACUGAAAAUUAUUAUUUCCUCAGCCACACUAGAUUCAUCAGUGCCGCGACUAUUUCGUCAAAUACCAAAUAUUAGUUUUACUGAAUUCGAAAUGCCACAAAUGGAUACUCGAUAUCCUGUGAAAAAAAUCGCCCGUCGAAAUGAGAAUGUCCUGGAUAUUGUACUGGAAUUAUAUAAAAAACGCGAACGAUAUGAUCAAAUUCUUUGCUUUGUCAAUUCUGUUUCAGAAGUUAAUCAAUGUUGCCGUCUACUAGCAGAAUUAAGUCAAGGAACAAUAGGUGCUGUUGCACUGGUUCAAUCUCAAUCGCCUAAAGUUCAACAGGCAAACAUUGAAACUAGAAGUGUAUUCUUUUCGACUACAGUGGCGGAGACAUCAUUGACAUUUCCAUCAUUAAAAUAUGUGGUUGAUACAGGAAUGAUCAAUGUGCCCGUUUAUGAUUCAGAAUCAAAGCGAACAGUAUUAAAAGAAGUUCGAGCAGCUGAAUCAACUAUAAAGCAACGUCUUGGUCGAUUAGGUAGAACAAGACCUGGAGAAUAUUAUUAUUUAUAUGAUUUUAAUGUCGAGGAACAACGUUAUCCUAUACCACAUAUACGUCAAUCAGAUUUAACAAGUAUUGAAUUUUCAUUAAGAAGAUCACCAAUUAGAAAUGGAUUACAUUAUAUGCAAAAAUUCUUUCCCGAUAAACCAACACAAGAAGCUAUGAAUGCGGCAGUUGACGAUCUGAGAAAACUGGGUGAGUAA